Monascus purpureus is the source of this 1047-nucleotide messenger RNA. Lineage: Eukaryota; Fungi; Ascomycota; Eurotiomycetes; Eurotiales; Aspergillaceae. The record is from the annotation of a GenBank genome assembly.
AUGUCUCGUAUCCUACGCCCUCCCGCCGCUCGUCUCGCCAAUCCUGUCGACUACGUGCCCCGAAUUACCCCUGUCCCUCUCUCCCAUACGUCGCAGGUCUCCGACGAACAUCUGCCACUGGAAGCCAGACGAGACUCUUCUCCGCUGUUGUCUCUCUCGGAAAGACGUCGGAGUCGCUUGAGUUACACCCCAAGCAGCUUGGUUGUGGAGCGCAGCCACGUGGAAUCCGAGAGUGGUCGGACGAGCGUCGCGUUGCCGCCAGGGAGGCGUUCCGGCACCUUUGAGCGCCAUCUGCAGCAGGAGGGACAAUCCACAGCAAUGAACGGGCUGCCUAAUUCUACCAAGGGGAUGGAGGAGAGUAACACCAAGCCCCCCCAACAAGCCCAUCUUGCCGAUCCCACCCACCCACCGCGUCACGUCCAGUCGCAAGUAUCUCUACUGUCACAAUCACAAGUCGCCUCGAUUCCUUCCAGCACUGCCCAUGGUCUACCGGGAGUGGAAGCUGAUGUCGCCGAGGAGUUGGCCUGGGGUCCAGCUCACCCGUGCUUUCCUCACGUUAACCCACACGUCCCCAUCAACUCCAAGGAAUAUCUCACGACCCGCAUCAUUCGCAUCAGACGGGACUGGAUGGUCAAAGGCGAUCUGGCACCAACUUUCUCCAACCUCUAUCCCGAGAUUUUAGACCCCCUCUUGCCGGAACAAGAGUUCCGCAAGAUCGUCGCCACGGUGAAUAACGAACUGAUCCAAGCUUUCAACCCGUUCAGCAUUCGCAACUUCAUCGAUGCAGUGCUGGGCCUGCUUACAGGCUGGCUCUGGGAGGACAUUGGAGCGUCUGGAGUCAAACACCGCUUGAAAAAUAUCGAGGCCUGGUUAGAAAACUGGAACAGAGAGGUUGGAGCGAAAACAGGGGUCCGGGUCUGGGGUCUACGACGAACGGCGUAUCUGUCUCUCGACAUCCAAAUUCCCGACCCCAAGGUCGGUGUUGUUCAAAGCGAGGAUCCGUCAUUAACGGGGACUCGCCCAAAUACAGCAGCUGACGGGACAUAA